Saccharomyces cerevisiae S288C is the source of this 2715-nucleotide messenger RNA. RefSeq names its product Ppr1p (gene PPR1). The transcript has a single exon. Lineage: Eukaryota; Fungi; Ascomycota; Saccharomycetes; Saccharomycetales; Saccharomycetaceae. The record is from RefSeq and is marked reviewed. Gene Ontology annotation, biological process: regulation of DNA-templated transcription; DNA-templated transcription; positive regulation of transcription by RNA polymerase II. Bases 1 to 2715 code for a protein of 904 amino acids. Gene Ontology annotation, molecular function: DNA-binding transcription factor activity; DNA-binding transcription factor activity, RNA polymerase II-specific; zinc ion binding. Gene Ontology annotation, cellular component: nucleus.
AUGAAGCAGAAAAAAUUUAACUCCAAAAAAAGUAAUAGAACAGAUUUAUCAAAAAGAGGAGAUUCUCCUAAUAUAGGAAUUUCCAAAUCUAGAACUGCAUGUAAACGAUGUCGAUUGAAAAAAAUUAAAUGUGAUCAGGAGUUUCCUAGCUGUAAGAGGUGUGCAAAAUUAGAGGUACCAUGUGUUUCUUUGGACCCAGCCACCGGAAAGGACGUUCCAAGAUCUUACGUCUUUUUUCUGGAAGAUAGAUUGGCUGUCAUGAUGCGUGUGUUGAAAGAAUAUGGAGUAGAUCCCACGAAAAUACGAGGAAAUAUACCUGCUACAAGUGAUGAUGAACCUUUUGAUUUGAAAAAGUACAGUUCAGUUUCAUCUUUGGGAGAAGAGGGAAUAUUGCCACAUAAUGGCUUAUUGGCGGAUUAUUUGGUUCAGAAAGGGAAUUCUAUGGCAUCCUCAGCUAUAACGAGCAAGUCUAUGGCAAGCCCACAGACUAUAAAUGUACAACGCAAGGAAUUUCUGGUAAACUCAAAAAAACAAGAUGGUAGCGCUUUAUUACCCGAGACAGGCAGCCCUAUGACUUCAGAUGCAAGAGCGGAAGAGCUACGCCGAUGUAAUAAGGAGAUCAGUGCGCUGGGCACGAUGAGAGAAAGUAGUUUUAACUCUUUUUUAGGAGAUUCAUCGGGUAUUUCCUUUGCGAAAUUAGUCUUCACGGCAACUAAUUUUCGUCAAGAUUCCGGAGAUGACGUUCUGGAUGAAGAUAUUAAACAAAGGGAACAGAAAUACAAUGGAUAUGCAGAGGCUGAAAACAAUCCACACUUUGAUCCAUUGGAACUACCACCUCGACAUGCCGCUGAAGUUAUGAUAUCCAGGUUUUUUGUAGAUACUAAUUCCCAGUUACCUUUGCUGCAUAGAGAACUUUUCCUGAAAAAAUACUUUGAACCUAUUUAUGGUCCCUGGAAUCCCAAUAUUGCAUUGGCAUCUGAUCAGACAGGCAUAAAUAGCGCGUUCGAAAUUCCAAUUACCAGUGCUUUUAGUGCGCAUACUGAACCAAAAAGGGAGAACGUUACUGAGAAGAUUGACGUAUGCUCUUCCGUGGAUGUUCCAUGGUAUGACACUUGGGAGACAUCUCAAAAAGUCAACAUGCGUCCGAUAGUUGAACUACCGACAAAAUUUCACAUACCUUAUUUUUUUUUAAACAUUAUAUUUGCUAUUGGCCAUGCUACGCAGGUACUUAAGUCAGAUAUUACUACUGUCGCGACAUAUAAGAGACGCGCUACUAAAUAUAUUGCAUCUUUAUUUUCAUCUUCAGACAGGUUGGAGGCAUUGGCAGGCACUUUGCUCAUGGUAAUCUAUUCAAUAAUGAGACCUAAUGUCCCCGGUGUUUGGUAUACUAUGGGUUCUGUACUAAGACUAACGGUUGACCUAGGACUACAUUCGGAAAAAAUUAAUAAAAAUUAUGACGCCUUUACCAGAGAAAUACGCAGGCGUCUAUUUUGGUGCGUUUACUCCUUAGAUCGGCAAAUUUGCUCGUAUUUUGGUCGACCUUUUGGUAUACCUGAAGAAAGCAUCACCACCAGGUAUCCUAGCCUUUUGGACGAUUCCUUCAUCACAUUAACUAACCGAGAAAUUGACGACUACUCAGACUUACCAAGCCCAAAUCCGUCUUCAAAAGUUAUCGCAUUGGCCAUGUAUAAAAUCAGAAGAAUCCAAGCUAGUAUAGUGAGAAUACUCUACGCGCCCGGUGCAGAAUUGCCGAGGAGGUUUAUGGAUCUCGAGAGCUGGCGGAUUGAAACCUACAAUGAGCUUGAGCGUUGGUUCCAAGUGGACGUUCCCAAAAACUUUGAGAUGAUGAAUUGCAAAUUUAACAGCAUCUGGUUUGAUCUGAACUAUCAUUACUCGAAGAGCAUUCUUUAUGGACUUUCUCCAAAAUUCCCUACUUUGAAUGAUACCGCUUUUAAAAUUGUCCUGGACAGUACGAAGGGCACCAUAGACGUAUUUUACAAUCUUUGUGUCAAUAAAAAAAUUGGUUACACGUGGGUAGCAGUUCAUAACAUGUUCAUGACAGGUAUGACUUACCUUUACGUAAAUUUUUACUCAAAAAACAACAUAAAUGAUUGUCAAGAAAAAGUGUCAGAGUACACUGAAAAAGUGUUGAUAGUACUGAAGAAUCUGAUAGGUUUUUGCGAAUCUGCGAAAACCUGUUACACGAGUUACAAAAUUUUAUCAUCAGUUGUAAUAAAGUUAAAAUUUAUGCAAAUAAAUGAUGCCAAAGGGAUAUUUUCGGAUUCAAAUCCCCUAACCUCUCAGGCAAACCGCAUGUCAAGUUAUGAUAAAAAAACGAACGUACUUGGUUUUGACGACGGUACUUUUGAUAACAAGGUUUUUAAUAGAACCAAUUUUGAAGAAAAAGCACCUUUUGAUAUACCUCUAGAUGAAUUUUUUACCGAACUGGAAAAACACAGCAAUGUUUCCCAGUUUAAUACUUUAGAUGUAAGCGAAGGUAAUCAAGUGAUAAAUGAAAGUGCUUCUACAAAUACGUCUUCUGCAUUGAAUUGCCAGUCGUAUACCAAUAAUCAAGAUAUCAUGGAUAUCCUUUUCCAGGUUACUUCGGGAUCUGUAUGGGAUGAGUUUUUUGUCAGGUCUGGUAACGGAAACGAAGGCGAGUCUUCUUACGAUAUCAGUAAAGGAAAGAACUCUGAAUCCGGUGGAAUAUUUUAG